This is a messenger RNA of Phytophthora sojae, 1230 nucleotides long. RefSeq lists its product as hypothetical. Bases 1 to 1230 code for a protein of 409 amino acids. Lineage: Eukaryota; Oomycota; Peronosporomycetes; Peronosporales; Peronosporaceae. Gene Ontology annotation, molecular function: acyltransferase activity, transferring groups other than amino-acyl groups. The transcript has a single exon. Gene Ontology annotation, cellular component: membrane. Gene Ontology annotation, biological process: polysaccharide biosynthetic process. The record is from RefSeq and is a predicted model, not a curated record.
AUGACCAAACCUGCGAAACCCGCAGCGGCGCCAGCUAAGGUCCUCUUUCUCGACGGUGUCCGCGGACUGGCUGCGAUUCUGGUCGUGAGCCAGCACUCGCGCGAGUAUCUGCACGAUCUGGACUUGGGCGCGUGCGCUGUGGACACCUUCUUCGUGCUCUCAUCGUUCCUGCUGACGAUGCUCUUCAUGAAAAAGAGCAUCCGGAUGCUGGCGCAGAACGCGAGCUACCGGAAGUGGGCCUUCAGUCUCGCGGACUACUUCUCCAAGCGAUUCUUCCGCGUGUACCCGCUCUUCGCAACCGUGGUCUUUAUCGUGUGGCUACUCCCGUACGAGGACCAGAAGAAGUACUUCCUCGUCAAGGAGCGCGGCCACUUCGACCUGUUCAAGGUGCUCACGUUCAGCUUCCCGCACCGCUACUUCGUCUUCUGGACGCUGCCGCUGGAGAUCUCUUACUACUUCUGCCUGCCGGUCUUCGUACUGGGUGUGCUCAACCUGCGACGCUUCUGGUGGGUGCCCUUCGUUCCGCUCUACAUGUGGAUCGUUUACGCGGGCUGGCACGAGCGUCGGUCGAGCCACUCGCCACUCAUGCCGCACUUCCCCACGUUCCUCGCUGGAUCCAUGGCUGCUGCGCUGUAUGUGAAGCUUGACAUGUGGAUGAAGGCGACGGGAUUCGAGUUCACCAAACUGCACAAGGUCGCGAUCCGAGCUGUCGAGUAUGCCGCAGUCGCGUUGAUCCUCAGUGUGUGCUUCCGCAGGAACUCAACCCCCGGCCACCCUGCAGAGCCCACGAUGCUUUUCCACUGGGUGCACCAGCGCGAGCACGAUGAAGGAGGCUUCCCUUUCAUUAGUGUGCCGGUGACGCUGGUCAUCGUGAUCGAGAUGCUCCUUCCGUCUUGCAUCUCGGCGAUGUUCGAGUGGAGCGUGCUUCGAUACUGGGGCAAGAUCAGCUUCUCGGUGUAUCUGCUCCACAGCUUCGUGCUCUUCAGCGACAUCUACGGCAAAGACCCCAACAUGUACUACGACCGCUUGUUCAUCCGAUUCGGCUUGAUCCUGUUGCUCUGCACGGCCUCGUAUCACUUGGUGGAGUAUCCUUCGCAGCUGCUAGCGCAGCGGAUUACCCGAGCACUUACUGAGCAAGAAGCCAAGGGCCCUGGAAGCCUGACCCUCCCGUUCCCCUUCGACACCAAGCGCAGCUUCUUCCGUGCUCCCCACACGACUCAAAUUGCCUAA